GCCCAAUCCCUGCCAAGAAGUCGACGCCUUCGUGGAGUUCAUCACGCAGUUUGAGGCGACACGUCCAGGGGUGGUGAGAUCGAUCCCCGUCUUCGUCAUCCUGCAACACUCUCUGGUCUACGCCUGUAAAGGACGCCUGCAGGAGCUUUGGUAUAGUUCAAGCCAGGAGGCCCAGGUGAUCGAUGAGUUCUGGUCUCAUAGCUGGCAGGCGCCAUCGUGGCAGAAGUAUGUCAACCUCCUCUUUUUGAACAACACCUGGCCUGCAAGCGUGGUAGGCACCUUCACCGCAGUUGCUGCGUUGGUCCUCUUCUUGACGGACGUUUUGCCUGAGUGGGCGGAGACAGGUUUGGUCAGCAUGGGUGCGAUCUUGAAGCGCUCCAAGUCCAUGCUGGUGCUCUGGGACCCUUCCUAUGUUACACGACUGUGGUGUGUCUUCGAGAUGGCUGCUUUCCUGAAUGCGCAUGGCUCGGCGGCUGUGAAGGUGUGCCCUCCCUUGCUAGGAUCCUAUUGCCGCAGCAUUGACACCAUGGACCGUCAGCUGAGGGACUUCUCCAUCCAGCAGACGACCAGCUCCUGCUGCGAAGGUGGCCACAAAGACGACGACUUCUGCGACCUGGGCGAUCGAAACAUCAUUCUGCGAUGUAUCUCCACUUGGUUUGGGUCUAUCGAGAACUUUGAGCUCGUGGUGCAGACUGAGGUGCGGAAGGCUCUGGCAAAUCAGCUCGUGGAUGGAGGCUUCACCUACCGCCGCAUGGUCCUUGCCACGGUUCCCCUUCUCUGGUCCCUAUUGGAUCGUAUGGCAUCAGACGUCCGGGAUCCCCUCUGGGCGGCGGGGCAGUUGGCCCGUCUCUUUGCCUAUUGGUUGACCACUGUUCCUUCCAUCUUGAUCCUCCUGUUCCGUCUUUGCUACAAGUUCCGUGCUUCCUGUGGGAGGAUAUCCCUCGAGAUCCUCCUCUCGCUCGGGCUUGUGAUUAUCGGAGCUGCUAUGUAUGUUGCCACAGCAGCGAUUGACAUCCUCUUCCAGGCCGUCUUUCCAAGCAUUCCUCUGGCGAACUUUGCUCUCUGUGGCCUCUGUGGCAUUGUCACUGUUGCCGUUUUGCGAUAUCUUUGA
Messenger RNA from Symbiodinium sp. CCMP2456, 1111 nucleotides. The record is from the annotation of a GenBank genome assembly. NCBI's taxonomy places the organism in Eukaryota, Dinophyceae, Suessiales, Symbiodiniaceae.